AUGGGACAUAACAUUAAGAUAUCUACGGAGUUUAUAAAUGGCAAGCUGAUAUUCAAAUGGACCAAUGUUUCGACAAUUCGUAAUGAUAUAAUCAUCACUAAGGAUUCUCAAUCCAGUGAAUGGAUACUGGUUUAUGAUGACCAGUACACAGUAGAGGAUGUGAUGCAGUACAAGUCUGUCAGUAUCAAGGUACGGGAGUAUAACACCUCGAUAUUUACAGAAGGCUACGUGGAUUACGAUAAGAUAUACAAUGUAAAUACAGUAGAAUCUAAGGAGGGAGAAUCAAAAAACAUUUCAUGGGCUAUUCAAAAUUUUCCCAGAAGUGGUCAUUACUUCAUAUUUCAUGCAUAUAUCGGUCAGCCAAUGAAAAUAAUUGAUGCAGCUCAACCAGUUUCAUCGAACUUGGAAAAAUAUUUAUACCAUAGGGAACCCUAUGAUUCUGGAAACAUUUUAUUUGUGGUUAGAAACAUAACAGUGAAAGAUGCUGGAUAUUACGGAGGAAGUGAUGCACAAACAGAUGCUUUUUCAGGAGAAAGAGGGGUUAUACUCAUUGUUUCUGGUAAGCCACUUAAGCCUAUCAUAAGAGCAAACCUUCAAAUCACAGCGAAAAACGAUACCAUUUUGAAAUGUGAAAGUAGAUCUACGUCUGCCCCUCAUUAUUACGAGAAGUUUCCGCCAUUAUCGUAUUCAUGGUUUGUAAACAACACCAAGCUAGACAAAGAGGUUGGAGAGACCUACAGAUUUAAUGUGUCUGUGGACGCUAAAUACAACAGAUACAGCUGUCAGGCAAAAGAAUCUCUAGAAUCAGACAAAAGUCAAGAAAUUCAGAUUAACCCCUUUUGUAAGUAA
Messenger RNA from Saccostrea echinata, 849 nucleotides. RefSeq lists its product as uncharacterized. Lineage: Eukaryota; Metazoa; Mollusca; Bivalvia; Ostreida; Ostreidae. The coding region runs from base 1 to 849 and encodes 282 amino acids. The record is from RefSeq and is a predicted model, not a curated record. The transcript has 4 exons.